Messenger RNA from Helianthus annuus (common sunflower), 1431 nucleotides. RefSeq names its product fructose-1,6-bisphosphatase, chloroplastic. Bases 71 to 1288 code for a protein of 405 amino acids. Gene Ontology annotation, biological process: fructose 1,6-bisphosphate metabolic process; fructose 6-phosphate metabolic process; gluconeogenesis. Gene Ontology annotation, cellular component: cytoplasm; cytosol. Lineage: Eukaryota; Viridiplantae; Streptophyta; Magnoliopsida; Asterales; Asteraceae. The transcript is spliced from 4 exons. The record is from RefSeq and is a predicted model, not a curated record. Gene Ontology annotation, molecular function: fructose 1,6-bisphosphate 1-phosphatase activity.
UUUAAUAAAACAUAAUAAUUUUACAAAACCAAAACAACACAAAUCUAAAAUCUCCUCCUUCCUUGCAACCAUGGCAGCAACCACAUCUUCAAACCUCCUUCACUUCUCAAGCUCCCACUCCAUUUCACGUCUAUCCCCACUCAAAACCACCCUCUUUACAUGCUCUAAAAGACGGUCUGGUUCCGCCUCGGCCACCGCCACUACAGGAGGAAUAGUACGAUGCAUGGCGGUGGCAUCUGAGGCGGAAUCCGUAAAGAAAACAAGUUCUUAUCAAAUAAUGACAUUAACAAACUGGUUGUUGAAGCAAGAGCAAUCCGGAGUCAUUGAUGCUGAACUUACUAUUGUGUUAUCCAGCAUUUCAAUGGCUUGUAAACAGAUUGCAUCGUUGGUGCAACGUGCCAGCAUCUCGAACCUCACCGGAGUCCAAGGAGCGGUGAAUGUCCAGGGAGAGGAUCAGAAGAAACUCGAUGUUGUCUCCAAUGAGGUGUUUUCGAAUUGUUUGAGAUCAAGUGGGCGAACCGGAAUCAUUGCGUCGGAAGAAGAGGAUGUGCCGGUGGCGGUUGAAGAGAGUUACUCGGGUAACUACAUUGUGGUGUUUGAUCCUCUUGAUGGGUCAUCCAACAUUGAUGCUGCUGUUUCAACUGGUUCUAUUUUUGGAAUUUAUAGCCCCAAUGAUGAGUGUCUUACUGAUAUUGGUGAUGACUCUGCGCUAGACAGUGUGGAACAAAGGUGCAUUGUCAAUGUAUGUCAACCCGGAAACAACCUCCUAGCAGCCGGUUACUGUAUGUACUCAAGCUCCGUAAUCUUCGUCCUCUCCAUAGGAACUGGAGUUUAUGCAUUCACUUUAGACCCAAUGUACGGCGAGUUUGUACUCACUCAAGAAAAGAUUCAAAUUCCGAAAUCAGGAAAGAUCUACUCAUUUAACGAAGGAAACUACCAACUAUGGGACGAUAAGCUUAAGAAGUACAUGGAUGAUCUAAAGGACCCCGGUCCUACAGGCAAGCCGUAUUCGGCUAGGUAUAUUGGUAGUUUGGUUGGUGAUUUUCAUAGGACACUUUUGUAUGGAGGGAUUUAUGGUUACCCGCGUGACAAAAAGAGCAAGAACGGGAAGCUUAGGCUGUUGUACGAGUGUGCACCGAUGAGUUACCUUGUUGAACAAGCAGGUGGAAAGGGGUCGGAUGGACAUCAACGAGUGCUUGACAUCCAGCCAACCGAGAUUCAUCAGCGAGUUCCUUUAUACAUUGGGAGCGCAGAAGAAGUGGAAAAAUUGGAAAAGUAUUUGGCUUAAAUGUAAAAUAUGAAAGUAAAUUAAGAGGUGGUGUUCGUGGGGAUCUUUGUCAUGUUCUAUCUAGUUCGUGCAAUAAUGGUUAUGACAACGUAAGUAUAAUCAGUCAAACACACUUAUCGGUCAAUAAACUGUAACUUUUCUAA